AUGCAGAUGGGUUAUGAUGCUGCACUGUUUCUGCUUCUUGCAUUUAUCACAUCACCUGCACAUUCUGCCUUGCUUGCCAACAGCUUCAGGGAUUGCAUGGCAACAACUUUUGGUUCUCAAUCCAUUGAAACAAUACUCCUCACCUCAUCCUCCUCACAGUAUCCGCAAGCAUUGCAAUCAUUCCAACAGAAUCCAAGAUGGCUCAACUCCUCAUCCUCAACCAAGCCUCUUGCCAUUCUAACACCACUCCAUCAAUCUCACAUUCAAGUAGCCAUUCUAUGCGCCAAGAAACUCGGCAUGCAUGUCAGAGUCAGAAGUGGUGGCCAUGACUAUGAAGGCCUGUCUUAUCUUUCAACUUAUAAGCCUCCAUUCGCCUUUGUCAUGAUAGAUCUCAACCAACAACGUUCCAUUGAUAUCAACCUUGCUGAUGAAACGGCUUGGGUUCAAGCUGGUGCUACGCUUGGUGAACUCUACUAUGAGAUUUCAAAAGCAAGUGGAGUCCAUGGAUUCCCUGCAGGGAUAUGUCCAAGUGUUGGAGUGGGAGGCCACAUCAGUGGUGGAGGAUUCGGCACCAUGUUGAGGAAGUUUGGAACUGCAGCAGAUCAUGUUGUUGAUGCUUACCUCGUUGAUGCGAAUGGCAACAUUCUUGACAGAAAAUCAAUGGGAGAAGAUCUCUUCUGGGCCAUAAGAGGAGGCAGUGCAACCAGCUUUGGAAUCAUUCUUGCAUGGAAGAUCAAGCUUGUGAGAGUUCCUCCAAUUGUUACUGGAUUCAACAUUCAGAGAACAUUGGAAGAAGGAGCCACAAUUCUCAUCAACAAGUGGCAACACGUAGCAGAUAAGCUGCACGAAGAUCUUUUCAUCAGAGUGGUUGCUCAGAAUCGUGGUGGUGGUUCAUCAUCAACAAUCCUAGCAAGCUUCAACUCUCUGUUUCUUGGAGGAAAAGAAAAGCUGAUGGCAACGAUGAAGGAGGAAUUCCCAGAAUUGAGGUUGGAAGCUAAAGACUGCAUUGAAAUGAGUUGGAUUCAGUCAACACUGUACUUUGCGGGAUACAGAAUAUGGGAACCAGCACAAGUGUUGCUUAACAGAAUCACCACUUACAAGAGCUCCUUCAAGGCCAAGUCUGACUUUGUGAUGGAUCCUAUACCGGAAAUUGGGCUACAAGGGAUUUGGAAUUUGCUUCUAAGAGAAGAUGCAUUGGCAUUGCUAAUAAUGGAUCCCUACGGUGGUAGGAUGAAUGAGAUUUCAGAAUAUGAAAUCCCUUUUCCACACAGGAAGGGAAACUUGUACAACAUACAGUACUUGGUUAAGUGGGAUUACAACAGCAUUCAAGCAUCCAAUAGGCAUGUAAAUUGGAUGAGAAUGCUUCAUACCUAUAUGACUCCAUAUGUUUCAAGAUCCCCAAGAGCUGCAUAUGCCAACUAUAGGGAUCUUGAUUUAGGUAGAAACCGCAAUCAUCAUACUCCUAACACAAGCUACUCAGAAGCAAGUGUUUGGGGUUUGAAGUACUUCAAGGGAAACUUCAAGAGAUUGGCACAAAUUAAGACAAGGGUUGAUCCCCAUAACUUUUUCAGGAAUGAACAGAGUAUUCCUAUCUUAAACUGACUUUCUUUUUCAGAUUUCAGAAGCACGUAGAUUCUUUCUCGUGUUGUUUUAGUGUGGCUAAGCAAAAGAGUAUCCAGUAUGUCAUUAUGUGGAACAUAUGCAU
Messenger RNA from Arachis stenosperma, 1705 nucleotides. RefSeq names its product berberine bridge enzyme-like 26. Bases 1 to 1602 code for a protein of 533 amino acids. The transcript has a single exon. The record is from RefSeq and is a predicted model, not a curated record. Gene Ontology annotation, molecular function: oxidoreductase activity; FAD binding. Lineage: Eukaryota; Viridiplantae; Streptophyta; Magnoliopsida; Fabales; Fabaceae.